Molecule: messenger RNA, 1380 nt
Organism: Seminavis robusta
Lineage: Eukaryota; Bacillariophyta; Bacillariophyceae; Naviculales; Naviculaceae
Source: the annotation of a GenBank genome assembly
AUGGCCAUGGAAGAUAGCUACGACGUUCUAGUUAUUGGAGGCGGGGUUGUUGGGCUGACCAUUCUCCGGUUUGCUACUUUGAAAGGGUGGAAAUGCGCCUUGGUCGAAGCAGAGCCUGAUUUGUUGACAUGGGCCAGUGGAUCCAACAGUGGCAUUGCAUGCACAGGAGUCGACGCUUCUCCCGGCACGCUGGAACGAGCCCUCAUUCGAGACUCGGUCUCGCGUGUGCGACCCUUUUGUCGAGACCACAACAUACCCACACGACCACGUGGGUCUCUCGUUUGCCAAUGGCCGUGGGAUAGUACCACGGAAGCUCUGCAGCACGUGCUACAAGAGUCUCAUGAUGCGGGAGAUACCCAUGCAUCGAUCUUGUCCGCCCAGCAAGUGCAAGCAUUGGAACCCAACUUGUCCAAAAAUUGCCGUGGAGCGGUUCAUAUUCCAGGGGAAAUUGUAGUGGACCCAUGGCUCUUUUCCAUUGCCUAUGCAGUACACGCACGCGAGAAUGGAGCUACAAUCUACACCCACUGGAAGUUUGACCCACAAAAGUCAUUCUUUGAUGGCAAUACCUGGACGGCAGUCAGGGAAUCAUCAUUAUCAACUGAUACCGGACCAUCGGUCUUGAAAGCCAAGACAAUUGUCAAUGCCACGGGUUUGUGGAGCGAUGAGAUACAAUCCAAACUACACCAAAACAAUCCACAGCAAUCUGCAGCCAGCAGCAGCAACAACCAAUGGACUGCCAAACCAAGGAGGGGUCAGUACCUCUUGUUCCAAUCGACACCCCGCACACGAAUAGUGCACCCGAUUCAACCCGUUCCGACGCAGCGAACCAAAGGCAUCUUUGUCUUUAGCACCCUCUAUGACCAGAUUGUGGUGGGACCCACAGCGUUGGAUCAAGAGUCCAAAACCAACCGCCAAGUCGACCCUACCGUGGCCAAGGAACUGGCUCGGUACGCUCAAAAGAUUAUUGCUGGUCUCGACCCACAAGCAUCCUAUGUGGGAUCCUACGUGGGCAUUAGACCUGGAACGGACAAGCGAGAUUAUCAAAUCCACACAUCUCCGGCUCUUCACUACGUGGCCGCCGCAGGCAUUCGAUCAACCGGGUUGACAGCCAGCUUGGGCAUUGGGCGGCACAUUUGCCAUUUGUUGGGUUCCUUCCUGUCCGAGCCAACCACCGCCACCAUUCGCACGACGCCCCUGCCAAAUGUUGCCACCCUAGUCCAACAAUACCAUCAACGAGGUGAUCAGACAGUUUGCAUUCAAGGUCACAUCUAUAAAGUGACGCAUCCAUUGACAAAGUUUGGCUGGGAGAGGCAGUCGGGUUUGGCCGACACACACACAGCAGGCAACAAUGUUAUUAUGGAUGCCAGUAGCAAACUUUAG